Messenger RNA from Jatropha curcas, 999 nucleotides. Its product is annotated as putative carboxylesterase SOBER1-like. The record is from RefSeq and is a predicted model, not a curated record. Gene Ontology annotation, molecular function: carboxylic ester hydrolase activity; palmitoyl-(protein) hydrolase activity. Lineage: Eukaryota; Viridiplantae; Streptophyta; Magnoliopsida; Malpighiales; Euphorbiaceae. Gene Ontology annotation, biological process: protein depalmitoylation. Gene Ontology annotation, cellular component: cytoplasm.
UAGCUAUGGAAGACGAAAAAUGCUACUGCCAACAAAGGUUUCACCACUCUUUACGGUGGUUCUCUGUAGCAUCCUUGUGUUUAUCCUAUUCUUCUUUCAGCCAAAUCCUUCUCCUCCUCAAAAUCCACAAUCCAUGGCUCGUAGUUUUAUUCUUUGGCUUCAUGGAUUGGGUGAUUCUGGUCCUGCCAAUGAACCAAUCAAAACUCUCUUCACGUCUCCUGAGUUCAGAACUACCAAAUGGUCUUUCCCUUCUGCUCCUAAUAGUCCGGUCACUUGCAACUAUCGUGCUGUAAUGCCAUCAUGGUUUGACAUCCAUGAGAUCCCCAUCACAGCUGAUUCUCCCAAAGAUGAAGAUGGUUUGCAGAAAGCAGUUAAGAAUGUGCAUGCAAUGAUAGACCAGGAAAUAGCAGCUGGGACAAAUCCUGAUAAUGUAUUUGUGUGUGGAUUUAGUCAAGGAGGUGCCUUGACCUUGGCUAGUGUUCUGCUGUACCCGAAAACUCUAGGAGGCGGUGCAGUCUUUAGUGGAUGGGUUCCUUUCAACUCUUCUAUUAUUGAACAGUUUCCACCAGAUGCCAGAAAGACACCUAUUUUGUGGUCGCAUGGUAUUGCUGACAGAACAGUAUUGUUUGAAGCCGGACAAGCAGGCCCCAUUUUUCUUGAAAAGGCUGGUGUAAGCUGUGAGUUUAAGGCUUAUCCUGGUCUUGGCCAUUCAAUAAGCAAUGAGGAGUUGCAAUAUCUGGAAUCAUGGAUUAAGACACGUCUGCGUACUUCUUCAUAGAGUUUAAGCGACUGGAAUAUUGACCACUUCUUCCAGUGAAUGGGAAGAUUUGGAUGCAAGGUCUACUUUUUCUGUCUUGAUUGUAAGUGUUGUGCUUUUCACAUUCCGCCCGUGAUUGAAAAUAAACAAACUGCAUUUCCCAGGUGAAUUUUACCUAAAAAGCAAAGAAACUCGAUGGAGUGUAACACAGCAAGCUGUGCAUGAAUCAAUCAUUACCCGCA